UCUAGUCGGCAGUUAUAAAAUUUUUCCCGAUCGAACAACCCAUGCAAAUUUCAGUUUCUGUUUUGCAACGCGUCAUGCGUUUCAUAGUUCGACCGGCGAAAUUGUUUUAACCGAAAAAUUAAAGUGUCAGUAAAUUUCAAAUUGCACAAUCUAGUUUAAAUUAUACCUUGGCUCUUUUAAUAGUAUUGAUUUCGAUUUGACCAAUAUGAUUAAGCAUUUACCUAAAAAAAAUCUCAAGAACGAUGCUAUCGCAAGGAGUGAUGGGUCAGAUGGACCACAAGACGACUUCGAAGAAAAUAGGCUCUUCAAAACAUUGCCAUUGACUGCCAAAAUAGAACUGUGUGGUGCUACCGAUAAGAAAAGUGAGAAGCAUUUUAAUGACAAAUCAGAGGAAACGAAGGAUCCAAUUAGCCAAUUUCAUACUCCAGAGGACUUUCAAGACUCUGCAAAGCAGAGACAAGAAAAAUUAUCACUUUUAGUCAAACGAAUUGAUGCUGCAUGUGAAGAUACCUAUACCAAGGCCGAGAAAGAUGAAAUCAAGUCACCGACUUCAUCAAACAGCAGUAAUAUAAUAGAAAUAAAAUUUAAUGAUAAUAGAAGUGAUAGAAAGGCAGAAAAAAAUAACAGUGGUACAGCUGAUGUUUUGAACGUAUCAAGAAGUCAAACUCCAUUGACAUUGACCCAUCAAUUACACGAAGACGAUAACAUUGGAGAUGGAUUUUUGCAAUGCCCUUCGUUAAAUGUAAGGUGGAUUGGAUCGCCCAAAACAUCCUUUGAAGAUUUAGUUACAAAUGUUGACUUCACACCUGAGAAUCUAAAAAAACGGCUUGGUGAUUGGCUGCAUGGUAGUGGCACCAUUAGCAAAUUAAGGUCAUAUUUUAGAGGACUUGUAGUAACUGCACUCGAUCAGGUCCCUUAUUCUCCACCUGCCCAACAAUAUUGUGGAAUCCAUGAAAGCAUUUGUCUUCUUGUGGCUGAUUUCUUGCUUCAGAACAAAAUGGAAUUUAGUAUUUGUGUCUUUUGUACUGAAAUUGUCUCCUUAUUAGGUACAUAUAAUAGAUUGAAAGGCUUUGCUUCGAAGUUAAUAAACCAGGAAACAGUAAUGGGCAUUAAGGAACCCCUUAUGGAUUGUGCUGAUGUAUUUUUUAUAUUGAAUACAUUUAAUAUUCACCCUGAAGGUGCAGUGGCUAAAGAUAUUUUGAAAAGAUAUUAUGAAGAUCGAAACGGAUCACUUCUAGCUGUCAUGCUAGUUGUCCAGCUUGUCGACUCAUGGACAAUGAGAAAAGAAUACGAGCAAGAAGAACACACUCAAAUUCUUACUUAUCUGUCAGAGUAUAAACUUGAAUUUAAAAAUAUUGUUUCAAAAACAUUCUCAAAAGUGCAAGAAUUGAAAAUGGUUCAAACUCAAGCAAACAGAUUAUAUAAGUCUGAACUAGUGCGGGUACGCACAAUGGAAGCAGCAAAAUAUGACAAAAUGUUGAGUGCUUAUAAAGAGAGACAGACGAAAUUACUUCAAAUUCUCUCUGAGUUUGAAAAAUGUAUGAAUUGCCAGAAAGAGACUUUCAGAAAGGCUAAUGUUUCUGAAGAGGAAGUUCUUUUGGAAUAUGCAAAUAAAUUGACUUCAUAUUUUUAUGAAUUGAAAGAGCAUAUGAAUUUAGUGGAGGAAAAAGAAAAAGAUCUGGCGAGAAGAGAAAAUGAAUUAGAAACUAAAAUCACAAGUAUUUCACAACUGAAUACCGAUGAAAAGCAAGAUAGUUCUUAUAUUUUUCCAACAUUGCAACCGAGGAAUAAAAGCAAAACAUCUCUUAGAAGAUUAGAACAGCUAAGAAGGAAGAGGCGUAAUAAAAAGAUGUUUCGACAUCAUCUCAAAGAUAAGGAUUUAUCAGAGAAUUUGAUCAAAAAACUAUCAAUGAAUGGGAAAUGCGACUCUUCUCAGUUUUGUCAAACGGAGCUCACCCUACCUCCAGACUCAUUGUGCUAUUUUCGAGACAAGUCUCCAGAAAUGACAUUUUCCGGUGGACAAAAUUAUCACCCACACUCAGACUGUUUUCAAUUACACGAUGAAAACAUGCAGCUGCGAGCGAUCAUUUUCGAACAGCAGAAAAGGAUAGACUCUCUUACGAAAAGAAGCCAAGAACUCAUAUCCGAAGUGACGCUAUCAAGAGACAAGAGCAGUACUAUACUCAUCGACCCAUUGUCACUGGAUAGGCCCAGGACUGGCGACUAUCACCAAUCGAAUAUUUUCGAAAAUCAAAAACAAACAGGAAACAGCAAUGGCAGCGUACACCAACGUCAGUCGGAACUUAACAAUCUUGCUUUGUUCGAACUAGCCAUAAACGAUGCUAAAAAUAAAUGUUUCUCUCUCAAAAUGGAGGCGGAGAUGGUCGAAAAUUACUACGACGACAUGUCAGACGGCGAUCACGCUCUUCAAGAAGUGCAAAAUCACCCUUUACUAUCACAGUUUUUAGAAGAAACCUUUGUGGAAAAUCAAAACAAUACGGCUUGCAGCGAAAAGUCGAAUCAAGAGUUUCCUAAAUCCAGCAUGGAAAGCGUUAACAUUGUUAGCAUGUCAAGUGGGGAUUCGGGGAGCAACGGCAGCCUGACGGAUUUUUUAUUAUCCGCUAAAAAUGCCACGAAUUCGGAAACGAACAUGAUUAAAAAUGUCGUUGCUGUAGCCAAAGCGGCGCAGAAUCACGACGAAUCAUGUGAAAGUGACGAUGCCGAUAGUUCCAACUUCUAGGUUAUAAAGAAUCAAAGGAAAGUUGUACUAAAAAAAAAAA
Molecule: messenger RNA, 2780 nt
Organism: Cimex lectularius (bed bug)
Lineage: Eukaryota; Metazoa; Arthropoda; Insecta; Hemiptera; Cimicidae
Exons: 11
Coding region: 206-2740 (844 amino acids)
Source: RefSeq, a predicted model, not a curated record